UGCAUGCCUGGCACACUGCUGCUACGAUAUAAAUCGUAUCGUGUCUGCAUCGUCUGUAGUUUGUUCUUGCAUUUGAAGUGAGACUUUUUGCCGUGUCUUUGGCUCGUGCUUACGGAGCCGUCCCGUAGAUUGUCCUUGUGCCAGUUGUCAGCGCAGAACGAAUCCCUAGCCGGGUGCAAGUCUAUCCAUACCCAAUAUCCCCGAUUCCCGAUGAACGACAACGGUAACGGCGGAGCAGCGCCAGUCUCCGGUGGAGUGUGCGGUGGUGCGCACGGAGCGGCUGCUGGCGCUGGUGGUGCUGGCGGUGGCGGUGGAGCUGGUGGCGCAGGUCCGGGCGGAGGUCCCGGUGGCGGAGCAGCUGCUGCGGACUUGCUUGGCGAGGCAGCUGGAGGAGCAGCAGGUGGCGAUGCAGCCGCCAAUACACAAGGAAAUGCCAAUGGAACCAGCGAGAGCCCAGCGAACGGACUUAACUCUAGCGAGGAUCUAGACGCCAAGCGGCGCAAGUGUCGCGAAACGGAAGAAGGCCAGGAUGAAGCCAGCACGAUGAUCGAUGCGAAUAGUGUGCUCAAUAAGAUCGCCAACCUGUACGCCGAACAGCUGAUGUCGGACAUAGUACUACUGGUGGACGGCAAGGAGUUUCCCGCCCACCGCGUCAUCCUCUGUGCCAGCAGCGACGUCUUUCAGGUGAUGCUAAUGAAUCCGGAGUGGAACGAGUGCAGCAAGCAUGUGAUCGAACUGCACGAGGAGGCCUGCUGCUCGGCGGUGUUUCCGCAGUUCAUCAAGUACCUAUACGUUGGCCAAAUCGAGGUCACGCUGCAGACGGUGAUGCCAAUGCUGGCGCUGAGCGACAAGUACAAUAUUCGCGACCUGAUCGAUCUCUGCGUGGACUACAUGAACAAGCACGUGGCCAAGGCGGCCACCAGCGGUUACCUUGUGUCCUGGCUGCAGUAUACGCUCUCCUUCACGCCCACCCACAACGAUCUCACCGAAACGCUCAAGCGGUUUCUCAAAUGGAACCUCGAGAUGGUUGCCGAGUCGCGGGACUUUGUGGAAAUGGACCCGGCCAUACUGAUACUGCUGUUGCAGCAGAACGAUCUGGUUGUCACCAGCGAGUACAAAUUGUUUGACAUCCUGCAGACGUGGCUGCUGCAUCGUCGCGAACAGAUGGAGGCCACUGGCAGUGGCGGUUUCAUGGAGCUGAUCGAACAGACUGUGUCCCACAUACGCUUCGGCAUGAUGACGCCGCGCCAGCUCUCACACCUGCUAAUGAAUCCGCUGGUGGAGUAUCACAAAGAGUUCCUCGUCGAGCGCAUUGCCAUUGGCAUGAGCUAUCAGUCGGGCCAUGAAGAUCGUGUGCGGGAGGUGCGAGCCACCGAAUCGGGUAAGCUGCAGUUUACGCCGCGGCUCUAUUGGAACGACACCUGGAGCGUCGACAUCGAUGUGCACAACUUUACCGCGAUCGAGGACUAUAAGAACUAUGUGACCUGCUUCUUUUCGCAGCGACACAUUGCCGAGACUGAGGAGGACGAUCCUUGCAUGACAUGGGAAAUCGAGUUUUUCCCGCGAGGUGUUAGGUAUAACAAGGCCAAAAUGGUAUGGGGCGAGGAUGUACCAGGCUGCUCCUUGAACACAGUGCGUCUACGGGUUACCUGCAAGCAUCAAAACAUCGGAGAGGAGCGAUUUAAGAUCGCCGUGCUGAUCGUGGGCAUGCAGAACCAGAUUAUGCACAUUCGCACUGUUGCAGAGCGUACGGAGUACUUCUCCGAUACGUCGCGCGUCGUCAACCUGGACAACCUGCUGCCGUACGAGGAGCUGGAGCACACAUCACUGUAUUUGAGUCCCCAUCUGACGGGCACCGCUCGCAACACGCUUACCCUGCACGUGGUCAUCACGCCGAUGGGCGCCCACACCUGCCGAGAUACGCCGCCGUUUCAGUUCUAAAAAAAAACAAGGAAAAAAACAAAUUAAGAAGCGGUCCUGUGGGCAUCUCAACUAUAGCACUCCGUACUUCCCGGCGCAUCCACAGGCACCUCAUGCAUCCACAGCCACCACUGUAUUUCAACCUACCAUUUAACAUGUGUAUGUAUGUAAAAAUCCAAUGCGACUGCAAAUCCCCCUGGGCUCAACCUUUGCGAUCUUAACUGGCGGUCUACUCCGACCCCGCGCAAUAUGAUUUGUUAUUAGUUUGUUGUUUUAUAUUACACUAUUUCCUUUAAGUUAAGAAUAAGUUCGUAGGCAGAGCCAUAUUCAGUGAUUGAUUGGACACGACGCCCAUUUGGUACUGUAUUCACCUGACCAUUUCGCAGAAGAAUCGCAAAUGAAAAUGGACUAUGGAAAGGAGUUUUUUUAAUAAACGUUAAACUGUAAACUAAAAAAAAGAAAAUCAUAAAAUCGCUACCGACAUGGCUGAGAAAGAGAGAGGGUCACGUUUGGCUAUUUGCCAUCUCGUUUGCAUGAGGCAUCAGUUUUAAUGUUUUACAGCCAAUAGAAGAUACAUAUGUGCAGCUGCUUAGGCUUUUGGAUCCCUUUACGAGUGCGUUUAUGGCCCGGGAUCAACCUGUCGCGUCUCGGGGGCCUAUCUUUAUGUGUGCUCUGCUGUCCAUAUAGUCUACAGUGCGGAACACCAAAUAUGUCAUAUGUAGAUGGGACUUUGGGCUCUGGUCUCUGGAUAUCCAGAUAGCCAAGGCAUAACGAAUAUAUAUGCACAGAUGUGUAAAUCGGUUCAGGUAUCGGCCAUCAAUCGAAUUGAUUUAAUCUUGGCGUUAAUGUAGUUGUUAAAUAAAAUAAUGUCUCUUCAAAAAUCAGCUAUGGUCUAUUAUUAUGCGUUUUCAUUAGACUGAACUAAAGAGUAGAAUUACUGUCUUUUAACGAUAUAAUUUAGUGAUUUCGGUUAAUUUAAUUAUUGCCUAACACGUUGACCAGUCAUUUUGUAAAAUAACGUCUCUGAGAAACCUCGAAUAAAGGUGUGUAAAACUA
This is a messenger RNA of Drosophila mauritiana, 2976 nucleotides long. RefSeq names its product BTB/POZ domain-containing protein 17 (gene Tango10). Gene Ontology annotation, molecular function: protein binding. The coding region runs from base 211 to 1941 and encodes 576 amino acids. The transcript has 4 exons. Lineage: Eukaryota; Metazoa; Arthropoda; Insecta; Diptera; Drosophilidae. The record is from RefSeq and is a predicted model, not a curated record.